Molecule: messenger RNA, 1787 nt
Organism: Salvia splendens (bonfire salvia)
Lineage: Eukaryota; Viridiplantae; Streptophyta; Magnoliopsida; Lamiales; Lamiaceae
Product: RING-H2 finger protein ATL47
Exons: 1
Coding region: 569-1498 (309 amino acids)
Molecular function (GO): ubiquitin protein ligase binding
Source: RefSeq, a predicted model, not a curated record
CCAUAAGGUUGGUGAGAGUGACAAAUGAGGGCACCCUUUUGCUGAUAUCAGUUUAACUAAAAGACAGAAACCAUAGUUUCAAAUUUGCCUUUUUUAUCCAACCUUCUCUCCCUCUGUGUUUUUUUGCAAAUUUCGGUUCACAUUCUCAACUCCAUUUUUUAUUAUUUUUAUUUGUCAAUCUUGUUUUGACAUAUUUUCUCUGGCACAGUCUUGAUAUUCUCAAAAAGUAGUUCCAAUACUUACCAACCCAAUAAAUCCCUAUGUAGAUUGUUAGUCUUUUCUUUCAGCUCAAUUCAGUUUCUCAGAAAGAGGUAGGUUGCCUGCAAGAUCAGAUUUUUAUUCUCUCACUGUUACAUAUUUUGCAUUCUUUUAUCUGUUUUUCCUUUUAACUUCUUCCUGUCUGAAUUCCAUUUGAAGUGUCAAUUUGAAAGCAUGAAUCUUGGCAACUUCUUUGAGUUAUUUUAAAGCCCCUGUUGUGAACCAUAUUCUUGAAUUCUGAUUAGAUACUAAGUUUUAGGCCAAAGACAGAAUCUUGAUUUCUAGCCCUGAAUUUCAGCAGUUCUCAUCAAUGGGUAGAAUUAGCCCAAUAAUUCUCCUAGUGAUAGUGAUUCUAGCAAUUGGCUUCUUCCUACUUGGAUUGCUACAGCUUGUGAUUAGGUGUGUGAUGAAAAGUCCAUCAUUUUCCUCAAUCUCACAAUCCAGCAGGUUCCCUGAUGCUGCUUCUGCUGCUUCACACACAUUCCAGAGGCAGCUGCAUCAGCUUUUCCGGCUACAUGACUCGGGCCUCGACCAGUCGUUGAUAGAUGCUCUGCCUCUUUUUUACUACAAGGACAUCAUAGGAUUGAAGGAGCCAUUUGAUUGUGCUGUUUGUCUCUCUGAGUUCUCAUUUCUUGACAAGCUCAAGGUCCUGCCUAAUUGCAGCCAUGCCUUCCACAUCCACUGCAUUGAAACAUGGCUGCUGUCGAAUUCGACCUGCCCUCUAUGUCGAAGCCUAAUCGGAUUUGGGAGUUCAGCUGAUAGCCCCUUGUUCAGCACUUGUGAUUUGGAUCACCAAUGGAGCAGCUUGUCUUUCCCUGAUGGGCCUAGUGGCUCAUCUCCUGCCAAUUCUAGGCCCGAGACGAGCAAUGCUGGGGCGGCCAGGACGCUCUCUGUUCGUCUUGGGAAGUUUAGGAGCACUAAUGAAGGAGUAGGUAGUGAAAUCCAGAUGCAAAAUGAAGUCAGUAGCAGCAACCUUGAUGCUAGGAGAUGUUAUUCUAUGGGUGCUUUUCAAUAUGUUGUUGGUGACACCAACCUUCAAGUGGCGCUGCCUCGCUGCAGUGGCGUUGCAACGAGGGCUAAAGUGCGAUUUGGCAGCGAGGAAGCGGAUGAGAAGAAGAUUGGUGUUAGGAGUAGAGGUGAUAGUUUCUCUGUAUCCAAGAUUUGGCUAUGGUCCAAGAAAGGCAAGUUCAAUCCUACAUCACAAGCAAAUGAAAAUAUAGUAGUAAGUGGUUUAGUAUGAAAAAGAGGUUGUUUUGAUAUGGUGUUUGGGUUAAGAGAAACUAUAGUAUUUUGUUUUCAAUAGAGAAAAGCAUUAGUCUUUUUACCUUAGCAGCAAAGAUGACUAAUUUUUUACUAUAACUAAUUUUGUACAAAGUACAUGCAUGUUGCAAGUUUUCACACAGAUGAAGGUGAAAAAGUAUGUGACAAUAUGCUUUAUUUUUCACAUACCAUAUUCUGUUUUUAGAAGAAAAUUUUGGUGGGGUGUUAAUGUGAUUCAUGUGUAAGGACUUGCUUAGGCUUUAGCCUUC